AUGCAUUUAUUAAAGAAAAGUGGUUACAUUAAUGGACAAUGGGUAAAUGCAGAGAGUAAUGCUGCGUUUCCUGUGAUAAACCCGGCAGAUGACAGCGUAAUUGCCGAGGUUCCCGACAUGGAUGCUAUUGAUGCUAAAAAAGCUGUUGAUGCUGCUUCAAAUGCUUUUCAAAGUUGGAAAGAUACUACAGCUAAAGAAAGAUCCAUAAUAUUAAGAAAAUGGUAUGAUAUCUGUGUAAAAAAUACGGAAUCUUUAGCUCAAAUAAUUACUGCUGAGGCCGGUAAACCCUUAGCUGAAUCUAAAGGAGAAAUUGCAUAUGGAAACUCUUUCUUGGAGUGGUUUGCAGAUACUGCCCGCCACAUUAAUGGAGAAAUUAUACAAAGCCCUUGGCCAAAUAAAACAAUAAUGGUCACUAGACAACCAUUAGGAGUAGUAUCUAUUAUUACCCCAUGGAACUUUCCAUUUGCUAUGAUUACUCGUAAAGUGGGUGCUUUGAUGGCUGCUGGAUGUACUUGUGUUAUAAAACCUGCUGAAGACACUCCUUUAACUGCAUUAGCUGCAGUUCAAUUAGCUGAAGAAGCUGGCGUGCCUAAAGGUGUGAUCAAUGUUGUUACUUCAAGCCGGAAGAAUGCACCUGCAGUAGGUCAAGUUCUAUGUGAAGAUUCAAACGUCCAUUGUGUUUCGUUUACAGGCUCUACACAUGUUGGCAAAAUUCUUUAUGGAAUGGCUUCAAAAGGAAUAAAAAGAGUUAGUCUUGAACUAGGUGGAAAUGCCCCUUUCAUUGUUUUUCCAAGUGCAGAUAUUGAACAUGCUGUAGAAAAUGCUAUGAGUGCAAAAUUCAGAAACAAUGGACAAGCAUGUGUUUGUGCGAAUCGAUUUUUAAUUCACCAAGAUGUGUAUGAUAAAUUUCUACAACUAUUCAAAAAUAGAAUUGCAAAGUACUGUGUCUUAGGACCUGGAGCCAAGGAGGGUGUAACAUGUGGACCAUUGAUAAAUAUGGAACAAACCAAAAAGGUGACAGGAUUGGUAAAUGAUGCCCUAUCAAAAGGAGCAAAAGCAGUGAUAGGGGGAAAACCGGCAGUUGAAAUAGGCAACAAAUUUUUUGAAUCUACUAUACUUACCAAUGUUAAUCCUGAUAUGAAAAUAUAUGGAGAAGAAAUCUUUGGCCCUGUUGCUGUUUGCCAUAAAUUUGAAAGUGAAGACGAAGUUGUAAAACUUGCUAAUAGCACAAGAAGUGGGCUCGCUUCUUAUGUAUUUACUAAGGAUGUGGGUCAAGCUUUUAGAAUGUCUCGUCGCUUAGAUUUUGGAAUGGUGGGAAUCAAUGAUGGCAUGCUUUCUGCUGCCGAGCCUCCAUUUGGUGGUAUUAAGGAAUCAGGAAUAGGCAGGGAGGGUAGCAAACAUGGGGUUGAAGAAUACACUGAUAUUAAAUAUACUUUAUUCUCAGCUCUAGAUAAA
Brenthis ino (lesser marbled fritillary) is the source of this 1455-nucleotide messenger RNA. Lineage: Eukaryota; Metazoa; Arthropoda; Insecta; Lepidoptera; Nymphalidae. The record is from the annotation of a GenBank genome assembly.